Humulus lupulus (European hop) is the source of this 1544-nucleotide messenger RNA. RefSeq names its product ribosomal RNA-processing protein 14-C-like. Gene Ontology annotation, biological process: ribosomal small subunit biogenesis; ribosomal large subunit biogenesis. Gene Ontology annotation, molecular function: RNA binding; DNA binding. Lineage: Eukaryota; Viridiplantae; Streptophyta; Magnoliopsida; Rosales; Cannabaceae. The record is from RefSeq and is a predicted model, not a curated record. The coding region runs from base 365 to 1420 and encodes 351 amino acids. The transcript is spliced from 3 exons. Gene Ontology annotation, cellular component: nucleolus.
AUUUCUUGCCUUUCACUUCAUCAGUCGACGAUAGAGAGAAGCUCCUUGCACUUUCACGCCGGUCUACCACCUCCAAUCCGCCACCGCACUCCAAACCCACACCACACCCACGCCGACGCCACUGUAGGUAAAGUUUACCUGUAGUUGCUAUUUUUGAUUACAUCCGAUGUUUCUCGCCCACUGGAAGCAUGUUCCAUUUUGGAUAUUAAGAGCUAAAAAAGCUUCAGUUCCAUUUUAAUUUCUUCCUCAUCAUAGAGAAAGGGAAGCAGCCUAAACUCCUGAAACGACAAGUCCCCAAGACCUAAACCCUAAAACCCUAAUUUGCACCCCAGUCUCUCUCUCUCAACGCCGGCCCCCAACGCAGAUGAAGAAGAAAAGGGUCAAGUCUGGUGGUGAAUCGACCACUGUUGUUGAUUCGAAGUCUUUAAUUCAUCAGCAUUCGCUCUUCUUUGACAAGUUAGUUGAGCUUAUACCUGCUAAGUUCUAUCUAUCUAUUGAUGACAAGGAUAAACCCUGGUAUCAGGGUCUUAGCAAGGCCCAAAAGGCUUCGGCCAAGAAGGAAGCUAGGGAGAACAUUAAGAAAGCUAGAAGGAAUCGGUUAGAUCCCGAUAAGUCUUCUGCAACAACCCUUGAUUUGCUGAAGGAGAGCUUGGAGAAGGAGAAAAAGGAGGUUGAGAUUGAUGCGGAAGAUGAAACUGAGACUAAGCCUGUUUUGUCUGGUUUGGAUGAUGACAAUAGGUCGGUCACAUAUGAAGAGCUGCGGCAACGGUUGCGUCGCAGAAUUGAAGAGUUUCAGUCUAGUCGGAACACUGCAGGCUCGGAGCCUAGAAUAACCAAGAGGUAUGAGAGGAAUGAGAGGAGAAGCAUCGAGUAUAAGAAGCGUAAAAGGGAAAAUGAGUUCGGAGACAAAGCAGCUAAAACUGGUAUUUCGGAGAAGAAAGUAGAGAAAGAUGUUGAAGAAGCCUCAAAGGUGCUUUCAUUUGGUCAUGUCAAGCUCAGUAAUGACGAUGAGCACGAGAAGAAGAAGAGGAGGCUUUCGAAAGCAAAGGAACUGGAGAGAGCCAAGAAGUUGGAGGAAGCGAAGAAUGAUCCAGAGAAAGGAGAGAUUAUCUCAAAGAAGCAUUCUUGGGAUGCAGCCACGAGUAGGGCCGCUGGGAAAAAGGUUCACGACGAUCCCAAGCUGUUGAAACAGAGCUUACACAAGGAGAAGAAGAGGCAACAGAAGAAUGCUUUGAAGUGGAAGGAAAGGGUUCAAACUACGGAGAAAUUGAAAUCAGAAAGACAGGAGAAGAGGUCACAGAACAUAGAGCAGAAGAAACAAGAUAAGAAGACGCGGCGAAUGGCAAAGAGGGAGAAGAAGCUCAUGCGACCGGGAUUUGAAGGUCGGAAGGAAGGUUUUAUCAACGAAAAAUCAGCCUAAAGAUUUGAUUGGCGUGCUAUGACCAUUAUGUCAUGAAAGCUUGAGUUUCACACGAAUUGGUAAAAACAGAACAUGAAGGCCUUGUGCCUUUAUCAAUAUAUGUUUUUUCACAAAUUGGUUGGUC